Molecule: messenger RNA, 1287 nt
Organism: Dufourea novaeangliae
Lineage: Eukaryota; Metazoa; Arthropoda; Insecta; Hymenoptera; Halictidae
Gene: Uvop
Product: opsin, ultraviolet-sensitive
Exons: 5
Coding region: 27-1142 (371 amino acids)
Biological process (GO): G protein-coupled receptor signaling pathway; visual perception
Cellular component (GO): membrane
Molecular function (GO): G protein-coupled receptor activity
Source: RefSeq, a predicted model, not a curated record
CUGGCGGACGGUUAAGAGAGGCGACGAUGUCGAACGACAGCGUUCACUGGGAGGCGAGAUACGGGCCGGCUGGGCCGCCGCGGAUGCUCGGAUGGAACGUACCAGCCGAGGAGAUCAUUCACAUACCGGAACACUGGCUGGUCUAUCCGGAGCCGAAUCCCUCCCUUCACUAUUUACUGGCCCUCCUCUACGUCCUUUUCACUUUUCUCGCCUUACUCGGGAACGGAUUGGUGAUAUGGAUCUUUUGCGCCGCCAAGUCGUUAAGGACACCGUCGAACAUGUUCGUCGUGAACCUCGCGAUAUGCGAUUUCUUCAUGAUGAUCAAGACCCCGAUCUUCAUAUACAACUCGUUCAACACCGGUUUCGCGUUGGGUCAUUUGGGAUGCCAGAUAUUCGGCUUCAUCGGUUCCCUGACCGGCAUCGGGGCCGCCAUCACGAACGCGGCGAUAGCUUACGAUAGAUAUAGCACCAUAGCAAGGCCUCUUGAUGGUAAACUGUCACGUGGUCAAGUGAUGCUGUUUAUCGUGCUGAUUUGGACCUACACAAUACCGUGGGGUCUGAUGCCGGUGAUGGGUGUCUGGGGUCGUUUCGUACCGGAAGGUUUUCUAACCAGUUGUACCUUCGACUAUCUGACCGACACUAGCGAGAUACGGAUCUUCGUCGCCACCAUAUUCACGUUCUCUUACGCGAUCCCGAUGUUGCUUAUAAUUUACUACUACAGCCAGAUCGUCAGCCAUGUCGUGAACCACGAAAAAGCGUUACGGGAACAGGCGAAGAAGAUGAACGUCGACAGUUUGCGAAGUAACGCUGGCACGAACACCCAGAGCGCGGAGAUUCGUAUAGCAAAGGCUGCCAUCACCAUCUGCUUCCUGUUCAUUCUCUCGUGGACCCCGUACGGCGUAAUGGCGAUGAUUGGCGCGUUUGGCAAUAAAGCUCUGCUGACACCCGGAGUCACAAUGAUUCCAGCGUGUACGUGCAAAGCUGUUGCUUGCUUGGACCCGUACGUGUAUGCUAUCAGCCAUCCAAGAUACAGGUUGGAGCUGCAGAAACGAUUACCGUGGCUCGAGCUGCAAGAGAAGCCGGUGUCCGACUCGCAGAGCACCACGACUGAAACCGUGAACACACCGCCGGCCUCCAGCUAGACCUCGACCGAAGCACGUUUGUUUCUGGUAAACAAACGUUUGGGGGACGUGAAACUACAUUUGGCACUCAGGCGACGCUAUGUUUUCACUUUGUUCAAAAUACGCGAUCCUUGUAUAGCGAAAGCAACUGCAAUAAAGCAACUUC